AUGCUGAUCAAAAACGAGAAGCAGCUCUCCUGCCCCGACUGCGGCAAGACCUUCUCCGCUAUCUCGCACCUCAUCCGCCACCAGAGGAUCCACACAGGGGAGAAGCCCUUCGCCUGCUCCGACUGCGGGAGGAGCUUCAACCAGAAGGCCACACUGAUCAAACACCAGAGAACGCAUACGGGGGAGAAACCCUUCAUCUGCUCUGACUGCGGAAAGUGCUUCACCAGCAGCGCCAACCUCACCCAGCACCAGCGGGUCCACACCGGAGAGAAACCGUAUGCCUGCAAUGUGUGCGGGAAGACAUUCCGCAGCAGCCCCAACCUCAUCACGCACCAGAGGAUCCACACGGGGGAGAAGCCGUACUACUGCGUCAUCUGCGGCAAGUUCUUCACCAACAGCUCCGUCCUGGUCCGGCAUCAGAAAACGCACACCGGGGAAAAGCCAUAUUCCUGCAACGAGUGCGGGAAGGGCUUCAUCCAGAGCUGCCAACUCAACAAACACAAGAGGAUAACCGUGACCGUAGACGGAACGCACCAGUGCUCCCAGUGCCAGAAGCUGUUCACCAGGAACUCGGACCUGCUGAAGCAUCAGAGGGUCCACCAACGAUCACAGUCCAUUAUAUGCACAGAGUGCGGCAAGAGCUUCACCAAGAAGUCGCUGUACGUACGCCACCAAAGAAUCCACACGGGCGAAAAGCCAUUUUCGUGCGGCGACUGCGGGAAAUGUUUCGCCGUCAGCGCUCACCUCACCACCCAUCAGAGGAUCCACAAACACCGGCGGACGCACACCGGGGAGAAACCUUUUGUUUGUUCUGUGUGCGGGAAGUGUUUUACGAGCAGCGCGAAUCUCACCCUACACCAGCGGGUUCACACUGGGGAGAAGCCCUAUUCGUGCACGGUGUGCGGCAAAAGUUUUCGGAGCAGCCCAAACCUCAUAUCGCACCAGAGGAUUCACACGGGUGAAAAGCCGUACUCCUGCUCCGUCUGCAACAAAUUUUUCACUAAUAGCUCCGUCCUGGUCCGACACCAGAGGACGCACACGGGGGAGAAGCCAUAUUUGUGUUCAGAGUGCGGGAAGGGCUUCACCCGCAACUCGCUGCUCUUAAAACAUCAGCUGAUCCACCGAGGGCAGAGGCCGUACGCUUGUACUUGA
Messenger RNA from Staurois parvus, 1152 nucleotides. Lineage: Eukaryota; Metazoa; Chordata; Amphibia; Anura; Ranidae. The record is from the annotation of a GenBank genome assembly.